This is a messenger RNA of Aspergillus eucalypticola CBS 122712, 10786 nucleotides long. RefSeq lists its product as uncharacterized. Gene Ontology annotation, molecular function: fatty acid synthase activity; 3-oxoacyl-[acyl-carrier-protein] synthase activity; phosphopantetheine binding. Lineage: Eukaryota; Fungi; Ascomycota; Eurotiomycetes; Eurotiales; Aspergillaceae. The transcript is spliced from 15 exons. Gene Ontology annotation, biological process: secondary metabolite biosynthetic process; fatty acid biosynthetic process. The coding region runs from base 1 to 10287 and encodes 3428 amino acids. The record is from RefSeq and is a predicted model, not a curated record.
AUGGAUAAAACCAAAGAGCCCAUUGCCAUUGUUGGUAGCGCCUGCCGGUUUCCCGGAGGCUGUGAUACUCCCUCAAAGCUUUGGGAGAUGCUGAAGCAACAGCGUAAUAUCUUGCAGAAGAUUCCGAAAGACCGCUUUAAUACAGACCCGUUCUACCAUCCCGAGCCAACACACCAUGGCACUAGCAAUGCCCAGUUUUCAUAUCUACUAGAGCAAGACAUAGGCGAGUUCGAUGCAAACUUCUUCAACAUCCUCCCGAAAGAAGCCGAAUGUAUUGAUCCGCAACAGAGACUUCUCAUGGAGACUGUCUACGAUGGCAUAACCGCUGCUGGUCUACCUAUGGAGAAGUUGCGCGGGUCGAACACAGCCGUAUACGUGGGCCAGAUGUGCGAUGACUGGCCUGGCAUGCUCCAGACCCAACUCGAUGAGUCACCGCCCUACAUGGCCACGGGUUCGUCGCGAAGUAUUGUAGCUAGUCGAGUCUCAUACUUCUUCGACUGGCACGGUCCAUGUAUGAACAUCGACACGGCAUGCUCAUCGAGUCUGGUGGCUAUUCACGAGGCGGUUCAGACCUUGCGGAGUGGCCAGUCUGGAAUAGACGUAGCAGCCGGGGUUAAUAUUCUGAUUUCUCCAAUGUAUUAUAUAUCUGAGAGUAACCUCCGCAUGCUAUCCUCAGAAGGCCGGUGCCGGAUGUGGGAUGCUGCUGGGGAUGGAUAUGGUCGUGGGGAGGGUAUUGCAUGUGUCGUGCUCAAGACGCUGAGUCAGGCCCAGCGAGACAAUGACCAUAUUGAAUGCAUCAUCCGGGAGACUGGCGUUAAUCAGGAUGGCCGGACCUCUGGAAUCACCAUGCCCAGCAACAUUGCCCAGGCGCAGCUGAUUCGUGAUACCUACCGCCGAGCCGGGCUCGAUGUACACAACCCGCUGGACCAGCCGCAGUUUUUCCACGCCCAUGGCACGGGAACCAAGGCGGGAGAUCCGCAAGAGGCAACCGCCAUCUAUCAUGCCUUCUUCACGAAGGAGACGGAACCAGAGCAGAAGCUGUUGGUAGGCUCGAUCAAAACACAUAUCGGUCAUACGGAGGGCGCGGCGGGACUUGCCAGUCAUGGACAAGUACCUCCAAAUUUGCACUUUAAUGAGCUCAAUCCUGACAUCCAGCCAUUCUACGGCGCCUUCGAAGUCCCAACCUCCGUCAAGGAGUGGCCGGCGCUGAAGCCUGCUCAGGUGCGGAGAGCGAGUGUUAACAGUUUCGGCUUUGGUGGCACCAAUGCCCAUGCGAUAAUGGAGUCUUACGUACCUCCUGGGACAAUCAUGUCCGCACCGUCUCAAUCAACCACACUAUACACGCCCUUGCUCUUUUCUGCGAACUCAAUUGCCUCUCUGCGGGAAAUGAUUUCCAGGCAUCGCGACUACCUGGUAGAUAGGCCCGAAACCAGCCUUCGUGAUCUUGCAUGGACGCUGCAACAUCACCGCUCAACUUUGCCUUACAGGAAGGCCAUCACUGGGCGGGAUUAUGAGAGCAUUAUCGCCCAAAUGGGUAGUGUCUUACAUGCCGAGCCCGCGGACCUGAGUGUUCGGUCCACCCAAUCGACUGAGCCUCGCCUUUUGGCAGUAUUUACUGGUCAAGGUGCUCAGUGGCCCCGGAUGGGUGCCCGCCUGCUGGAGUCGUCGAGCUUUGUGCGCGAUAAAAUUGCUUUUUUAGAUGAAUGUCUCGCCACUCUCCCUGAAGAUGACCGCCCGGAUUGGACGAUUAGUGACCAGAUUUUGGCCACAGGGGAAUCCUCUAGAGUUUUGGAAGCGGCUAUAUCUCAGCCUCUUUGCACCGCUGUCCAGAUUGUCCUGGUUGAUCUCCUUCAAGCAGCAGGGAUCAAACUUGACGCAGUCGUCGGGCAUUCUUCGGGUGAAAUUGGUGCAGCAUAUGCCGCUGGUCUCCUGUCAACCUGUGAUGCUAUCCGCGUGGCAUAUCUCCGUGGUGUCUGUGCCAAGCUCGCAGCUUCUCCAAGUGGUGCGAAGGGUGGCAUGGCCGCUGUCGGUGUGUCAGCUGAAGAUGUACAAGAGGUCUUUGAUCAAGAGGAAAUUCGGGAGGAAAUCAAGGGCAAAAUAUCCAUCGCGGCGCUAAACUCGGGAUCUAGCAUUACCCUGUCCGGGGAUGAGGACGUUGUUCAGACAGUGGUAGACGUCUGCACUAGCCAAGGAAAAUUCGCUCGUCGUCUACGGGUAGAUACGGCUUAUCAUUCAGACCACAUGCUGCCUUGCGCCAAUCCAUAUCUCGAGGCUAUGGAGCGCUGUGGUAUUUCAGUCCAACAGCCUUUGGGAGACCGACCAGCGUGCUUCUCCAGUGUUUACCGUGAUACCAUUAUGGAUGCCAACAAUCUGACCCCGGAGUACUGGGUUCACAAUAUGGUACAGACUGUGCUUUUCUUACCGGCCAUCACCAGGGCUGCCAAGGAGAUUCAGACACUCGACAUCGCAAUUGAAGUGGGCCCUCACCCGGCACUCAAGGGUCCUGCGUUGGAUUCGCUAGGGGAGGUGCAAACGCAGAUUCCGUAUACUGGACUUCUCGGCCGUGGAAAGAAUGACAUAGAUGAGCUAUCUGCCGCUGUGGGAUAUCUUUGGACCCAGCUUGGAUCGGGUGUGGUUGACUUCGAUGGGCUGGAGAGCGCUCUGGCCGGUGACAAGGAACCCAAGACUCUCCUUGUCGAUCUCCCAAGCUACCCAUUUGACCACCAAAAUCGUUACUGGGUGGAAUGUCGCACAUGGAAGGCUAACAGAUUGUCAGACGCAUAUCCAAAUACAUUGUUAGGUUCGUGUCUGACUACCACGAGAAGCCCCGGUAAUGCACAAUGGAAGAACAUCUUGAAGCCAACAGAGAUACCAUGGCUACAGGGGCAUCGACUGCAAAACCAGCUGAUUCUACCUGCUACUGCAUACAUUGUCAUGGCGCUGGAAGCAAUUAAAGCGGUGGCUGGGCAUGCUGCCAUAGCACUAUUCCGGUUGACUGAUUUAGUGCUAAAACGCCCAAUUGUAUUCGACGAUGACAGUUCCAGCAUUGAGUGUAUCUCCAAUUUGCAAAUCUUGGCCUUCAAUGACUCGCAUAUCAAAGCCCAAUUUACGGUUGAGUCAGCACCCCAAGGAGAAUUGUCGUUGCGGGUAAAUGUUGAAGGCUCCAUAGAAGUCGAAUUGGGCAGAUCUAAUCCCGAGAAACUGCCGCUACUCGAGCAUGAUGAUCACUACAAUAUAAACGAGCAAAACCCCGGAAGAUUCUAUUCGGAAAUGAGAAACAUCGGCUAUCACUUUCUCCAGGCAGAAGGCAUCGUGCUAGCACCAUUCAGUCCUGCCCAAGCUCAGGACGAUAAUCAGCUGCUGGGCCACAUAGAGUGGCUACCGGCACUCCCCAAUGGUGCGAAUACGGGGGAUGGCAAGGCCUCCGUAUCUCUGAAUCCAGCAGUGACAAGAGAUGUGGAGCGAAUCUCCCUGUAUUACCUGCGCAAAUUGUGCGAGAUGAGUACUCCGAAGCACCGAAGCCAGGCGCUGCCACACCAUCAGCAGCUGCUCAAGUGGGCAGCAUCUGUUAUCGAUCGGGUCUCGGUAGGCAAGCACCCCUUCAUUGCUAAAGAAUGGAUCUCCGACUCAGAGCAGCUCAUCGAGCAAUUGAGCUGCCGUCAUCCGGACUCAGUGGAAGCAAAAUUGGUAGCGGAGAUUGGCCCGAGUCUUCCCGACCUCGUUCAUGAACAGGGCAUUCUGGCGCACUAUAUCUCCAUGAAUGAGGAGGCCCCCACAAUAAAGCGGGUCCAUGAGCGUCUGGCCGAUUUGGUCAAGCAGAUCAACCACCGUUACGCGCACAUGCAUAUUCUCGGAAAUGGAUCCGGAAACGGAGCCAUGACUGAAAUGAUCGUUUCCUCGCUGGGGACCUCCUUCUCCUCGUACACCUUUACCGAUGUGUCCGAUAACCUCUUCAGUGAGGCCGAGUUUCGCUUCUAUCAGUACGCAGAUCGCAUGAUCUUCAAGACAUUCGACAUGUACCAGGAUCCUACCGCUCAAGGCUUUACCGCCGGAACAUAUGACCUCGUUUUGGUAGGUAAUGGUCUCCAGACGGCCAGGAACCAGGAGCAGGUUUUGUCCAAUAUCCGUCAACUGUUGAAGCCUGGUGGAUAUCUUAUAAGCGCUAGUCCCCUUGCGGAUGAUUCAUUGCGCCUCGGUCUUAUCAUGAGCGAUUGCCCGGAAUAUUGGAACAACCUCCUGGGCCAAUGCCAAUUUUCUGGCAUUGACACCUGCACCCCCGUGGAAGAUGUUCUCCAUGAUAUCCCGGUUUGGGCUGCGCAAGCGGAGGAUGAACGUGUGCGGCUAUUGCGGAAUCCGUUGGGUGCAUCAGUGGAGCUCCCAGACGAGAUGCCACCCUUAGUUAUUAUUGGUGGGAGGUCUUUGGCCACUGUGCAGCUAGUAGAGCAGAUUGCUGCUCUGCUAUCGACCAAAUUUCCAGUCGUGACUCGUCUUCAUUCCCUCGAGGCCCUGAUUACUACGUCCAUUCCAUCCAAAGCUACCGUGCUUAGUCUCGCCGACCUAGAUGGCCUAGUAAUGAAGUUGUGGACUGCCAACAAGUUGGAGGCUUUGAAGUUACUUUGGAAUCAGGCAGCAAGGGUAUUAUGGGUUACCAAGGUGGUCCGAAUGGAAAAGAUAGACCUAAACGUGCAGUUGCUGGAUGUGGAUUCUAUUAAUCCGGGCACUGCAUGUCUGGUGUGUGAGACGUUCUUGAAACACCAACUGCUUCUUACUUGGUCGCCGGACAACUCCACUGAGAAGCUGCUAUGGAGUUAUGAGAACGAAGUGGCAGUAGAAGGCCAGCAGACUCUUAUCCCGCGCCUUUAUUCAAAUGAGGUGGAGAAUAUGCGGUUCAACUCUGUCCGUCGGCCCAUUGUGCACGAGGUCAACCCAUUCGUGUCGACUCUACGAUUGGCCAGCACAGGUGAAUCUUACCAGUUGGAGGAGGUUUCGUCCUUGCGGGUUGCCGUGACACUGCCAACAAUCCGUGUGUGCCAAUCUAUACUGCAGUUCCUCAAGCUUGGCUCGAAUGGCUCUUUCAUGCUCUGCAUUGGCACAAGACAGGAUGAUUCCCAAGCUAUGGUUUCGGCAUUGACUCAGUAUUCUGAGUCUCCAGCACCCGUAGAGCCUGGUUGGGAGAUCGAGUUGCCAUUUUCCCCUGAGGUUGGACGCUUGGCUCUGAUGACCGUGGCCACCCACAUUGUCACCCAGCAGAUGCUGGCUAUGGUACCCAAGAAUGGUACCCUAGUGGUUCAUGAACCAGACAAUUUGCUCCAUGCCGCUCUUUUGGAUGCCGCGGAGAAAGACCGGCUUGAUGUGUGGUUCACCACUUGCCAGCCUGGCCGUAACUCCAACUGGACGUACUUGCACCCUGCCCUUCCCGCUCGCCUAGUCAAAGAAAAGAUGCCUAGCGAGGUCUCUGCUUUUGUCAACCUCGAGGCCCCUAAUGGUUUGGGUGCCCGCGUGGCAGAUGCCAUUGCAGGUUGUGUCCCCCCGCAUGGCGUGCAUGCCUCGGCGACUACGUUUUUCGCUAACCAGCUAUACACCCGCUCGGGGGUUGAGCCGGCUGUCCUCCGUGAACUUCUCCAAAAUGCGUGGCAGUCAGCCUCCACGUCUAGCUUGGCCUUGGAGUUGAUCGAUCCUAUUCCGCUGGGUGAGGUUUCGUUCCACAAUCCGGUGAGAGAAGCCAUCCAGCUGGUUGACUGGAACGUUCCCUCGGUGCCUGUUCAUCUAAGACAAAUUGACGCUGACCCAAUUUUCCGCCGUGAUCGAACCUAUCUCAUGAUUGGUCUCACUGGAGAAGUUGGUCAGUCCCUUUGCCACUGGAUGGCUCGUAAAGGGGCUGGUUGCAUUGUCCUGGCAAGCCGUAACCCCAAAGUUACUCCUGCGUUCCUUCGCAAAGCUGAAGAUCUAGGCGCGACUGUUCGGCCGCUCUCACUGGACAUCACCUGUCGCGACUCUCUUCAACGCUGUCUCCGAGAGAUCAGGCGCAGCAUGCCCCCAAUCGCCGGUGUGGCUAAUGGUGCCAUGAUCAUGGAGGAUGUGCAGUUCGACCACGUAGAAUUUGAGAGCAUGGAACGGUCGAUGAAACCAAAAGUCCUCGGAAGCAAAUUACUGGAUGAAGCUUUCUAUGAUACUGCUCUGGACUUCUUCAUCAUGUUUUCCUCCAUUGCGGGCGUCGUGGGUAACACAGGGCAAAGCACCUAUGCGGCGGCCAACAUGUACAUGGCUGGUCUAGCGCUUAAUAGGCGUAAGCGUGGAGUUGUUGGCUCGGUUAUUGCCUACAGUCCCCUCAUGGGCUUGGGUUACAUUGAUCGCACCGACGAAACCAUGGGCGAUAAGUUCCUUUCCAUGGGUGUCUCCCUCAUGUCUGAGACGGAUUUUCGCUAUGCCUUCGCUGAGGCCAUUAAGGAGGGUCAAGCGAGUUGUCACGAUCGUGGGGAAUUGAUUACUGGUUGCGCGCCAAAGGUUCUGAGUGAUAUUACUCGUAACCGUUACAGGAGUGAUAUUCGUUUUAGCCACAUUAACCUCGAGCGAGUCAACGGCCAAGCGGGUGCUGGCGCAGGGGAUUCCUCUAUCAGAGGCCUGUUGAAGCAGGCCGUUUCUAUGGAGGAGGUCGAAGGGGUCGUGCUCAAUGCCUUUACGGCAAGACUUAAAACCCUACUUCGGAUGUCUACAGAACAGCCCCUCGAUGUCAACAGCAGUCUAGUUGCACAAGGCAUCGAUUCUUUGGUUGCAAUUGACAUCCGCGAAUGGUUUGACCGCGAAUUGGAGAUUGAUAUGCCAGUUAUCAAGAUAUUGGGUGGCUCUUCCAUUGUCACUUUGAUUAAGGGUUGUCUCCAAGAUAUUCCAGAAACUGUAGUCGACAUCAGAAACCUUUCCAACGAAGAUCAGUCAGUAGGCGGGAAGCCAGCAGCACCAGCGGCUGUAACGUCUGUGGUCGAGUCAGCCAUCCCUCUGUCAGAAAGCAAGGACUUAAUUUCGUCCAGCUCUGACAGUGAAAGCGUGGACACAUCAUCCCACUAUGGAACCAGUGACACUGAGCCCGAAGAGGAGAGCACCUGCGAACCUUCGAUCGACUUGGAUCUGCGCCAGUCCACCAUCCAAUCGGCCACCGAGAAAGUUGUUCCUAUGUCCUUCGGCCAAGCCCGUUUCUGGUUCAUGCAGCAUGCCUUACAAGAUCCUUCAGCCCUUAACAUGGGACGUUGCUGGCACAUUGAAGGUGUCUUGGACCUGCCCAGACUGAGAAAGGCAGUCAUCACGGUUGCGGACCGACAUGAGGCAAUGCGAACCCGAUUCUUCUGGGGAGGAGAGGACCAUGACGUUCCUAUGCAGGGAAUCUUAUCGCGGUCUAUUGUUCAGCUUGAGACUAAGCGAAUCACCAACAAGGAGGAGGUAAACCGGGAGCUGGAUGCUAUGCGACACCAUGCCUAUGAUCUCGGUGAUUGGCAGCUUGUGAGAACUCGUCUUCUUACAUUGUCUAACAGAGAACACUAUAUGAUUAUUGGCAAUCAUCCGAUCACCUUCGAUGAUAGCAGUGCCUCGCUUUUGCUCGACGAGAUGAAUCAAGCCUAUCUGGGACAAAGUCUACCUAGCCUUCCCCAAGAGGCUCAAUACUCUUUCUUUGCGGAAGCGCAAUUUCGGGACUACAAAGAAGGGCGUUUCCAGAAACAUAUUGACUAUUUCAAAGCCUUGAUCAAAGAAGAAAACCACCCACUCGAACUAUUUGCUUUUUCCAAGGCCCCAGCCAGACCAGUUCAAACUCAAUACCGCACCCAUCGAUCGGAUAUGCGUCUCUCGUCGAAGCAGGCUUCUCUGCUCAAACAAAUCUCACAGGAUAGGCAUUCGGCCACCUCUGACCUCUAUACUGCCGUUUUGGGUGUGCUUCUGUUCCGUCUGUUGCCCAACACCAACCAGGUAUUGCUUGGCAUCGAUGCCGACCGUAACGACCUGGCUCUGGGAAGAUCCAUGGGGUGCGCGCAUAACGCGUUGCCAGUGCGGCUGGAGAGGCCAGGCAUCAACACAAAGCUUGGGCCUUAUCUUGAUACGGUACGAAAUGCAAUUGAGGGCGUUCUAGAGCAUUCAGCGGUGCCUUUUGAUGUCCUCGUCAAUGAACUCAAGUUGGACCGCUCAGCAAAUGUUCCACCGGUGUUCCAGGCAAUGAUACAGCAUUGCGUUGAAAGGCAAGAUCAGGUUACAUGGUGCAAUGCUACCUGUAAUCCAGAUAAGUCCCUUAAUUCUUGUACCGGACUUGACCUUUACUUGGACAUUACCGAAAACUGUGCGGGCGAGACUGCCGUCGGCUUGGAGGUGCAGCAAGGACUAUACAGCCAGGAGCACGCAGAUCUUCUUGUCAAAUCCUUUGUCUAUCUUCUAGAGCAGCUCACCAGAAACCUCGAUGUACCUCUAGCAACUUCUGAGUUGUGGCCACCCGAAGAUAUUUCGCGGGCGCUGGAACUUGGUACAGGUCCUGUAGCGCCUAUGAAAUGGCCACGGACUGUUGUUCAUAGGAUUGACCAGAUGAUCCAGCAAAACGGAAGCAACCUUGCCCUCAAGGAUGGCAGUGGCAAGAGCUUGACCUACAACGAUAUGGGCCGCCGCAUUGACUCGAUUAUCGCGGCUUUGCGCCAGGCAGGGACCCCGAAGGGCUCUGUUAUUGGUGUGAUGCAGGAGCCUAGUGUUGAUUCGAUUUGCUCAAUGUUGGCUGUCUUCCGUGUUGGUGCAGUUUAUAUGCCGUUUGAUCAUCGUAUCUCCAUCGAUCGGGCACAGGGUGCAAUCCAUAAGGCUAACCUGGCUACACGCCAGCACAUUCCGCGCACACCAAACUUGGCAGAUGGUAGCUCGCCUGCUAUUAUCCUGUUAACCGGUGGCUCUACCUUUGAGCCUAGCCUAGUCAAGCAUGCAAGCAUCAUCCCCCAGCUUGAGGCCUCUUCAAUGCAGUACAACUUCUCGAACGAGAGACCACUAGUCGCGCUUCAGCACUCGGCCAAUUCCACUGAUCUGUCGCUCACGCAAACCCUCGAUGUAUUGUGCAACGGAGGAAGCUUGAUCAUCCUGCCCGCCAACAGACAGGGAGACCCCGUUGAGAUUGCCAAAACAAUGCAAGAAGAAAACAUCAGUUACACGUUGGCGGCUCCAUCCGAAUACCAGAAUUGGCUCAGCUGUGCAGCGGAACAACUUCGAAAUUGUCCUCGCUGGACCCUCGCCAUUACGACAGGUGAAGGAGUCCCUCAGAAGCUCUUGCAAAGCUUCCGUGCUCUUGACAGCCCGUCUCUCCAGCUUCUCAACCUCUACAGUCCGGUUGGAACAUGUUUCGGUUCCACUUGGCAGGGUCUAGUUGAGUAUCGCAAGUCAGACGCGAAGUCACCCGUCGCCGCUGGGUAUGCUUCACCCAACCAGGCAAUCUACAUCGUGGAUGUCGAGCUGCGGCCUCUUCCAGUUGGUGUCCCAGGUGAGGUGCUCAUCGGGGGCGCUGGUAUUGCUGAUUGCUAUGGCAAUAUGUAUAGUACAAUGAAGGAGAGGUUUAUUGAGUCUCCCUUUUCUCAAAGGGACAGCAACUUCACUACCAACAAGUGGGAAACCGUCUAUCGCACUGGAGACCGUGGUUACCUACAGAAGGACGGUGCCCUUGUCCUAGUUGGCCGUUCAGAUGGUGCCACUCAGGUCAAUGUUCGCGGCUUCCAGGUUGAUUUAGAAGAGGUCGAAAACGCCUUGAUCGAGGCUUCUGGGGGAUUCUUAACCAAUGCUGCGGUCACCCUGAGAGAACAUGGUGAGGAUCAAUUUUUAGCUGCUCAUGUUGUCUUUUCCAAUCCGACGUCUCAGAAAAACUCCCAGGAAAUGCUGUUGGACAACCUCUUGAUGCGUCUGCCCGUACCAGACUAUAUGGUUCCGUCGGCUAUUGUAGUCUUGGAGGAAAUGCCAUUGGAUUCUCACUACAGAGUGGACCGAACUGCCAUCUGCCAGCUGCCUAUUGAUGAAUCUAAUGUGGUGACCCCGACUAGCCGAGAAAUGACAUCGACGGAGACCAGUCUUGCCGAGGUCUGGAAAGGUGUCCUUUGUGCCUCUGCCACUCCGACCCUUACUCCCAGCUCUGACUUCUUUCAAGUUGGGGGUACAUCGCUGCUGAUUGUGAUUUUGCAGCGCGCAAUCAAGGAGCAAUAUAAGGUCGCACUACCAGUAACCGAGCUGGUGGCUACCAAGAGACUCGCUGAUAUGGCCCGUUUGAUCGAGGGGAAAGGGGUUUUUGUCUAGGCGUCUUUACUCAGGGUGUAUAUGCUAGUGGAUAUAUUUCCCAAAGGUUGGAACGUAAUUCUCCAUGGCAGACUACUUAGCUAUGAUGAUAUUAGGACAGACAAAAAUUUUCCGGCGUUGUAUCUCAGCAGUAGCUAUUCAGUUUGCAAUGAUGAUUUGGCGCAGUGGUCUUUUAUUGUGUGCAUAUCUUAGAGGUGGAGAAAGAGAGAUAAGGACAUGAUGGAAGAAUUUUCACUGUCGUCAUCUAACAGAAACGGGAAAGACGGAUGCCUGGCUGCCCGUCUCCUCGCUUCUCCCUUGACUCCUUCCACUUCACCCUACCAUGCCAAUUCUGUCUUCGAAGAGAGCCCACCCCACCUGAUUCCUUCCUAUGUAUCCUACAAUAAGCACGACCUGACCCAGUCCCGAAAUACAACAAAACACAAAAAGAGAAUAACAUAAACAGUGUAAGAUACCGGGGAGGAAACGCGACUUGGCUCAGCCCUAUAAGGCACGCCAA